UAGGUUAUGCUUCCUGAAGAAAGCUUCUCUAUCUUCCUUGCCACACACCUUAAAUCGUUCUCCAAGAACCGUCGUCAAUCAAUUGUUUAGAUUUGUCACAUUUAUUUUCCUUUUUUCUUCUUCACAUCUCUUGGUGAUCCUCUUGGCCACAAACCUGCUGUUGAAGAACUGAAAUCAUCGUUUGUAACUUCCGAUAUCUCAACGUCCAACCUUAGAAGAUAGGAUUUUCAGACUGUCCUGCUGUGGCGCGAAGUCCUCUUUCCCCAUUCGUUGUCGAGGCUGUUGGACUGCCACGGGCUGCUUAUCGCCUCCAAGAAGCAUUGUUCCUCUCCGCUUGGAAUUACCUGGCAUAAGUCAGUCCUUUCCACCACACCACAAGCCACAGCAGAUUCUCUUCGCUUUACCUAUCCUCCUGCAUCUUACAUACUUGAAGAUCAAUAAUUAUGGGCUCGUGAAGUCCCUGAACUGAUGCGCAACUGGAUUGAAUGCAUUUCUUGCCGCUCCACUGUCUCCCUACUACUCUUCGACGCCAAUAAAAAGUACCGCAGCUGCUUAACUCGAGCUCAUCAAACACAGUUCCACCAUCAGCUCGCUUCUUUUAGUGCAUCGGAUCCAAUCCAGCUUUGAAGUAUCUUUUAAGUUAAUUUGAAAAGCAUCAAGUAGUGAAUGUUGUAUGCUUGUUAUUGUUAUCCGAUUUGCAGAAAUAUCAGUUUUGCUUCUUGGUAUCAACUUAUCGAAGUCAUUUUAGUUUUAGCGACAAACAUUUUUUUUCAAGUGAGAUAGUUCACUGGCAUUCGACAAUAUACACGAAAAUAGCCUCAAUUGAUGGCAGUCUCUGUUCAAGGCCGAUUCACCUCCAAGUCCAGUCUCUGGAACAUGGCCGGUUUACCAAACCACAACUACUCGGGAGGAAUUCCGAAUCAUAUAUCCUCGACAGCCUACCCAUAUUCUACUAUGAAUCCAGGUGUCGAUCAAAAUAUGAUGCCUAACUACGAUCAUCAUAUGGAACCAAUUCAAUCUCACUCGCCUUUACAUGGGCAAGGGCAAUCUCCGUCUAACGGAGAACUUGAGAUUCCAUCUCUGUCAAAGUCAUCUAAAGAAUCUAAAGCGAAACGAUCAAUGUCUACUCCAAACAUCAGAACUUCGAGUAACACUGACGCGGCUGCCUUGGCUUUGGUUAAUGACAAGAGAAGAAACAAGUUGGGUUAUCAUAGGACAUCGGUAGCUUGUGGUAAGCAGUGUUCUCGUCCUUCGAGGACGGAGGCGAUUUACUUUUAUGACAUAACAAAAUUGAUGAAUAUACUAACAUAACACUCGUAGGUCACUGUCGCCGCCGCAAGAUCAGAUGCAUACCAGCGCCAGCAGAUCCCCAGAAUCGAUGUUCAAAUUGCAUUAGAUUAAAAAAGGAAUGCAACUUCUACCCGGUUGACCAGCAGCCUCAGCCAGAACCGAAGCGCCGAGGUUCCAAAGCCCAAAGCGGAACUGGAGUAGCCUCUCAAUCGUCUUCACCAUCUAUUCCAUCUGGUCAACUACCUGAUAUGCAGCCUAACCUUCCGUACCAUCUAAACAUGCCAUCAAUCCAGAAUUUAGGAGGAGCUCAGGUUAAAACGGAAAGGACCGCGAGCUUUUCUCCUGAAAACAAAGGUAUGUAGUAGCCUUCCUAUAAAGUUUUCUACUGACAAGAGUGGCAGCUGCAUCACGAAAUUUUGACUACAAUAGUGGGCACACCCCGUGGAUGGGACCCGAAGUAUCUCCAGGUGCCAAAACGCCAGCAGACAUGUCUGGGCAUUACUGGCCUGCCAACACUCAGGGAUCCCCAAUGACCCCAGGUUUCUCACCUUACACGGCCCCCAGCAUGCAUAUGGCGACGGCGCAAAACUGGCAAAGCAGAAGCCAUCAUGGUCUUCCCGAGACCAACUCAAGAGAGCCGGAAUGGCCAGCACCUCAGCGAUCUGUUUCGUAUAGCAAUUUAGAAGGAAUGCAGGCCAGCAGCCAACACUCCGCUUACGGUCUUCCACACCCAUCGGAUUCUUAUGCCUCUGCAAGAACCCGUGCUCCGAAUGGCGCAAUGUAUCCACCUAAUAUAACAACCACGCAUCCACACUCAGCUGCUGAGAUUUCCUCCGCAUCAACAGUCGGAACAGCCUAUACACAUUCAGCGACUCCAAUGUCCGCCGGAUCUUACACAAGUUGGAAUCAAUCGUACACUGGUGGUUAUGCGAAGGUCUCACCUGGCGUCGAUACAUAUGCUUCAUGGAACGGUGCUCCCGGAGAGGGGCGCAUUGUAGAAGAAGAAGAAAGCACAGGAGGAUAUGGCGGAUAUGGCAACUCCGGAGGCGGGGUCUAUUAUGCUGGCCAGCCACAUGCAGCAGGUCGUUAGUGGAACCAGAAAUACAUUUAUAUCAAAAAGCAGCACAUCACGGAUCACGGUUAUGUUUCUGGACUAUUGGCGCAUGGGAUUGGUACAAGUCGAUAUAGUGAAUUUUGCGAUUGGAGCAGAGCGAGAGCGGGGAAGUAGCGAGGUCGAUAAGGACUUUUCGCCCACGUACGAUUGUAAAUGUAACCUCACCGAAGACACACAUCAACGAAACGGAAAGCGCCUUUUUGUAUAUAAUGGACACCUGGACACAGAGAGUUUGGGAAUUUCUUUGCUCGGAACUCUGGGCUCAUCAUGAUGCGAAACGAUGUGAAAUGGAUUGGAUUCAAGACUGGUUUUUCUAUAAUAUUUUUAGGGCAAAGGGGGGAAAGGUUAAGCGUUUUCUGGGAGAAGGGGGUUUAUUGGAGGUACAAAGUGGGAUGGAUGCAUCUAGGAAGGUAAUCUCAUGAUGACGGGGGAGUUUUCCACGGAUACCUAGACAAACGAACAGAAAGGGAAAAACAUUAUCAAAAAGGAAGGGAUUAAGUAGACUGAUUGCUUCAUCUCUGCUCAUUUGGAUGCGUGUGCCGCAGAUAUAUAGCGGGAGUUAGUAUACCACUACUU
Messenger RNA from Sclerotinia trifoliorum, 2980 nucleotides. The record is from the annotation of a GenBank genome assembly. Lineage: Eukaryota; Fungi; Ascomycota; Leotiomycetes; Helotiales; Sclerotiniaceae.